AUGGCUUGGUUGGCCCUGCAGAUGCUGCUGCUUUCAUGCCGGUCGCCACCUCUGAUCAUUCCCGGGGUGAAGUGGCGCAGCCCCCCUUCGAGACAGAAAGACUUCAGAAAAGGGAUAACAGAAGGGGUUACCAAGAGCCAUGGCCCGGAGCCAGAUCGUUCUCCGUUUUCGCCCUCUGAAGAACUUGGGAUGGACAACGGUAGGGAGGAUUCUGCGACGUUCCAAGUAUCCUCAGAAGUAACAAUAAGGGGGAGAAAGGGUGGUACAGAAACCGGCUGUGCUCAAGACCCUCUCAGCCCUGUCAAAGAAAGGGGCAACUUGAUGAUGCUUGCAAAUGGCUCGAUGAUCUGAAAGGGGAUUGGCUGGCAGCCCAUCCCAUAUGUUACAAAGUAGCAGAAAGUAUGUAAAAAUAAUCACAAUCCCUCUUGACGGGGUAAUAUCGGUCGGGGAAGGCUAUCAUGAUUUCCAAGAUAUCCGCUCCCACUGCUCCAUCUCCGCUGAUUCCCGCACGGAAAAGAGUCGGAAUGAACGGCAGGAAGGCGAUGGCCAGGAAUAACCUUCAAAGAUCCAUGAUGGCAGCGGGCAGACCGUGAGGAUGGAGCGAACCUGAUGGUUGAGCAGCAACCAGGGCAACCUUGGCUGAGGGUUCAACGCGGCUGACUCAGCGAAAACGAA
Molecule: messenger RNA, 675 nt
Organism: Aspergillus piperis CBS 112811
Lineage: Eukaryota; Fungi; Ascomycota; Eurotiomycetes; Eurotiales; Aspergillaceae
Exons: 4
Coding region: 1-351 (116 amino acids)
Source: RefSeq, a predicted model, not a curated record